Messenger RNA from Petromyzon marinus (sea lamprey), 6257 nucleotides. Its product is annotated as protein yippee-like 1. The record is from RefSeq and is a predicted model, not a curated record. NCBI's taxonomy places the organism in Eukaryota, Metazoa, Chordata, Hyperoartia, Petromyzontiformes, Petromyzontidae.
GCCUCUUCCUCUCUGACGCGUCAAAAUAAACCCGAGCGCUCUGCUGCCCAGCUGGUAUCAUCAUCAUCAGCUGCCGUGCCUACCUAGCCACCACCUACCUACACACCUAGCCACCUACCUACCUACCCCUGUGACCACGCAGUAGUUGGCUAGAGCAAGCUAGCAGUAGACACACACACAGAGAGAUACACGGAGAGUGAGAGAGAGAGCAUUGUAUUGUGUCUGCGUCUCUUCGCCUCCGUGCUGUCUUCCGCGGGUUUCUCUCUAUCGCUGUUGUGGGUUUUUUUGUUUGUAAUUUUUUUUAUUUUCUUCGCCACGACCGUUGUCCUCCUCGACAUCGUCUCUCCCGCAAUAUAUCCCCCGUUUCUCCCCUGCGUCGCUUGCCUUUUCUGUUGCGAGGUGUGCGCGGGAUAGGAGCUCGCAAACUGAACUCUGUUACAGUAUUUUUUAACAGCGGCACUACCCACCACCACCACCCACAACAACAACCCUUCCUCCUUUUGUCCCCGUACCGGCAGACUCGUGCAGCUGAUCCAAACUGCCGAGCAGAAGGAGAGAGCGGGUGCGAGAGCUAUUGAGCAGCGAGCCGCCCGGGCGAGCGAGAAGGAAAGGAGGAGAAGGAGGAAGAGGGACCUUCGUGGUGGAAAGAGAGCAAGCGAGCGAGAGCGAGAGAGAGAGAGCCGCCGCGGCUCUAAAGUUGGGACCGGGAGCAGCCAGCCAGCCAGCCUGCCCGCGCGCGCGCGCCGCCAGGGGAGAAGGUGACGGAGCGACCCUGGCACCAUGGUGAAGCUCAGCAAGUCCAAGACCUUCCAGGCGUACCUGACCAAUUGCCACCGCAAGUACAGCUGCGUGCACUGCCGCGCCCACCUGGCCAACCACGACGAGCUCAUCUCCAAGUCUUUCCAAGGAAGCCAGGGACGAGCCUACCUCUUCAAUGCUGUGGUGAACGUGGGCUGCGGUCCGGCGGAGGAGCGACUGCUGCUCACCGGCCUGCACGCCGUCGCCGACAUCUACUGCGAGAACUGCAACACCACGCUGGGCUGGAAAUACGAGCACGCGUUUGAGAGCAGCCAGAAGUACAAGGAGGGCAAGUACAUCAUCGAGGUGGCGCACAUGAUCAAGGACAACGGCUGGGAAGAGUGAGACGCAGCCAUCGGUGGAGCCGCGGCGGUCGGGACAAAUGAUGGAGCGGGGGCAGGAGGAGAGGAGGAGGAGGAGGAGAGGAGGAGGAGGAAGACGACAGGGAUUUGCUUCUUCAGAAAAUUUUUUUAUUUUUAUAAUUCCGUGAUAUUUAUUUUUGUUUUAUUAACCGAUCGUUAUUUUCUUUCCUUUUAGUUUUUUUUUUUUCAAAACGCUUACGCCCUAAACGGACCUUUUUCUCCCGAAACAAAAUCGAGCAAGAGCUUGCGUCACGCCGCACGAAGACCGCUCGACGAGAUGGCGAGUUGUGGCGGCGCGAGGCCACGCAACGACGGAGCGGGGGAACGGCUGCACUGGCUGGCGGGAGAGCGGCCCCUUGUUCCAGGCGGCGCCGUUGGCACGCGACGCGAUGACGCGCUACGAUGCGACCCCUCCCCCCCGUGUGUUCCCACGUUGUUCCGUCUUCUCCUUGGUAGCCCCCUCGCCACCACCCCCUCCCCCAGUGUGUGACGCCCGUGGGGAGCGCUACGAUCACAGCGUGCGGUGCUAUCGUGCACUAAAGUAACACGACGACAAAUGACACGGCCGUGGUAGGUUUUCGUGGUCGUGCUGCGCCGCUCCCCGACGCGUUUUGGGGUUUUGUACCACGCGUGCCGCUGUUCGCCACGACGUCCGACGUUUCGCCGCCACUUGCUGGGAUCUUCAGGAACCUGUUCAUCUUCAUGAUCUACCCACCGCAGGACAAAGAGCCAAGCCAUCGCGAUAUCUCUUGCCAUGUCUCGGCGGGCCGAAGAAACUCCCGAGCACAAAACGUGGGACGGCGUGCGGAACGGCGCGCGGUAACAACCCGGCGACGCAUCGGAGAGCUGUCCAACAACUCACAAAAAACACACACGAUUGGUAGCGAAAACCGGUACAGUUUUUAGACCGUGUCAGUGGCAUUUGUGGCUCUGGGUUAGAGGUCACUGCAAGGUUGUCGGGUUGAAGGCUUUGAUGGGCUUUCUGGUUGUGAUGGCUUAAAAAUCCGCGGGUGGUCUGACUUUAUCGGCAGAGAAACAGGAAAGAACACUUUGGUCUUUUGAUGCGAGUUAUUUUUUUUCUCUGACCUCGGAGGCUGAAAAUAAAAUAAUCGUGCCUGAUUGAUAGUGAAAUUUGGUUGCCCUUUGCAUUUGUAACGUGGAUUUUUUUUGGGAAUUUUGGCAUAUCCUUCUCCAAGGCACACUUUGCCGAACACCUGCUUUUAGCCAAGCAAUACGCAUCACAGAGAGAGCGAGCGUGAUGCAAAGUACAACUGCUGGCUUUUCACGCACCGUAGCUCUUUGCGAUAAAAAUCCUAAAAAAACUCGCUAUACUUUUCUUUUCAAAAUCUGCGUAAGGUAAACAUGGCGAGGAAGGUGUUGAGAGAAGAGUCUCUCAAACAUUUAUCAUGAGCGCUCCGGUGUAGUUCGUUGCAAAGGCGGGGGGGGGGGGAGGUUCUUGAAUCGUUGAAGUGAGAUCUACGACUGACCACGCGGGGACAAAAGAAAAAUCUGUCGCCAGUCCAACACGAUUUAAACUUGAUUUGGCGCAAAAACCGAUUUAGUUCAGGGUGAAAAGCGCUUUGCUUUUGUUAUUUUUUUUUAUUUUGACAGCAGCGGCCACAUUGGCUCCUGCCAGUCAACCAAUUCCCCGCUCGUAACUUAAUACAAAUUUAUUAUGAUGAUUAUGUUAACCUUCGUGUCGUCGUUUUUUUCUUUUCUCGAACUGGCUUGCAUCUUGUGACGUCGGCCAGGCCCCUAUCUCGAGUCUCUUAUCGACCUCUCCUGCCCCCUCCCAACGCGUUAAUCGCUUGGGUUGCCACCUGUCCUGCUUUUCCCAGGACCAUCUCUUUAUCUUUAUUUUUUUUUAGUUCACCAUCCGGGGAAAUCUGACAGUCCUUCCCAGGAUAUUAAUAAUAGUCCUGGUCGUUGCUAGUUGCAUAAUAAUAAUGUUACACAACUCAAGGCAAUGAAUUUACAAGUUCAGUAGUUCUUCCUCCUCCGGUAUUGUGAGGUAUUCAUCUUUCCAUGAUACUGGCCGGUAAGUUUUUUUGCAUUCUCAGAGGUGGCAGCCCUAGCUCUCGCAACUACAUGCAGUUUAAAUACAUAUAACUGUCUCCAGCCAUGAUCAAUCCACUGCUGGAUGAGCACCUCCCCAACCCCCUCCUCCCCGUUGCCCCACGUUAUGGCACGGCGUUAGUGCACACGCGCGUUAGUGGCAAAGGGAGCUGGCAUCUCGCACUGCGCGUGCCUACGUCUGUGUGUUACCCAACACCCCUGUCCUCUCUAUUUUAGGGGUUAGGGUUAUGUUUGGGUUUUUUUUAAAUUAUUAAAACUAUUAUUUGCACCCCCCCCCCCUCUAUACUUUAUCUUUGAUAGAAAAGUUAGUGGUCAUUCUUUUGUUUUGCACAAAUUAAACCCCCUCGGCAGAAUACGAAACACGACGGACGUGCCCUCAAAUUGGCACGCAACCAACCAACCAACAUCGCGUCGCGACCCCCUGGACGUGGAAUUUUGUCCGAACAAUAGGGAGCAGUUGUUUUUUUGGCUAGUUUGUCAAAGCUUCGUUUAGGAAUCCGUGUGUGUGUGUGUGUGGCGGUGUCUCGAAGCCAAAAUCGGUUUGUGGUUUUAUCGUGGACGUUCGGGAGGAUGUGAUUUCCGAUUUACGUGACGCGUUGCCGGUAGCCGCUGCGCGGACGCGUUAAUUUAGCUCGUGCGUCGCGGGAAGUGUUUGAGAACGACUUGGCCGCCACCACUGCACGUUUGCAGAUUCUCGGGCUACAAUUAGUUAAGUAAAACACCCCCUGAGGAAAGAGAAUCGUAUUAAUUUGAGCCUUGGGUUGCAUUUCCUAAUGUUCCUGUUGAUGUUGUUUUUUUGUAUUCAGUGGUCAUGCACAUAGUUUUUACAUAUUAGCGUGAGUGCGUUGCCUUACAUUUAAAAUUACAAAAAAAAACCCCUGUAAAUAUAUUUUUUAUGCUAUCAUUACAUUUUUUCCCGCCUUGUUCCACUUGUUUUUUUUCAGGGUUAUCCCAUUUAAUGCAUCCUACCGGAUCUUAAGCACUUUGUAACGACGCCGAAGCCUCUGGCGUUCUUUUUUUGUCUUUCCCUUUGUUCAUUUGAACCGUUUCUCUUCAUUUGGCCGCCUGUGCUGCCCAUCGCUUUGUCAUUCAUCCUGGGUAAAAGUCAUUUUGUAGCCAAGAGCAGCGAGGGUCUUCAGCGAGUGUUGCUGGGUACCGAAUCUUCCCCUUUGUGCACUACGACGAAUCGCAGCUCGAGUGUCGGAGCGGCGAAACAACCGAUGGGUUCCCAAUUUGGAUUUAUUGUUUUGAUGAAUAAAAUGAGUGCUGUCGUAUUUCGAGCGCAGAAGGGUUUUGGGAGAAUUGGUUGAAUGGAUGAAUAUUUGGUCGCACCUGCGUGAAGCUAUCCCUCUCAAGACGAGGGCAUGCGUGUACCAUAUUUACACGUCCCCUUGUUUUCGAGUUUCGGUGGACGGGGUAAACGAGAGGUGGGAGGAAUGGUGGCGCACCGCUGCUGGUGCACUGUGAAGCUGGCCGCCUCGGUUAGAUUCUCGGACGGGUCCAACGUUGGUGCCGAGUCAUUUGAAUUGGUCCUGUCCCACCCCCGCCGCUACACACUUAUAUAGAGUGGUGAAGUAUGUUGGAAAACCCCCUUGACUGGCAUGACGUGGGGGAGGCCUUCAACCAGCAGUGGUUUUGACAAGGCACUGAUAACGUCUUAUUUUAUUUUGUGAUGAGGAAAUUAUAUUUUUAACUCACGUAAGACUAUCUUGAUUUGAAGUUUAAGACUAAAACGAAACUUUUUUUAUUUUACCGGGCAAUGCCCGCUGAAUUAUGUUACUCUUUUUCAGAAGCGACCUGGCCACAAAUAAUAGCUCAACAAAGUGGCUUAUGUGGAAAUUUAUAGCAGCCAAAUACUCUUAAACGCGUGUUGAUUCUAAAUGUGGAGGGAAAAACCGGAGGUCCCGGAAGAAAUGUCCACGCGACCAAAGGGAGAACAUGCGAACUCCAAAUAUACAGGCGUCAGGGUCGCCUGUAUAUUUGGAUAUAUGUAAGCGGAGUAAUUUAUCCUACUUCAAAUUGGAAACGCAACAGAUGAACAGGUUAAUUACCCCCGUAUGGUAUCCUGGUGUGUAAUGAGUUGCCGGAUUGGAUUGCACUGAAAUUGAUUUACUACACCGAGAGACGGUAUACCAUCGUCCAAACAUUUGCAUUGAGUCGAUGGGAAGGUCACGUGUGCUUGAGAUCAAGUGUGGGUGCUCCCGCCUCUUCCCAAACGUCUGGCCGGUGUGGAAGAGUUAGACCAACGGUGCCCUCCCAGCGGAGUUCUCUUAGAGCUGUUAGCAGAGGCCCUUCCGCCAAUAUCCUGCUCCGUGGCUGCACCUUUACCCGUCUCCAAACAUUGACCCCCGACCCAAGCGUGCGUGUCUGGUCAUUUUAAUGGGACGGAGCAGUUUCACCCUGGGUGUUGGAGCAGUGAUGUUGACACGCAUGCUGCUGCCCUCGUGACCCCCCCUAAAUCGAGCUAACCGAUGUUCCUGGGAUAGAUUUGUCGUGCCUCCCAUCAAUCAUUUUUCAUGCAUCCCCCCCCUCCUCUCCCCGCUUCCCUGCUGCUCCCCCAGUUCCAUCUCCGGCCCAGCUUUCCGCGAGUACCGAUCCGGACGCAGUCGCACGUGUCCACGAGCGAUUAUAAUCGGCACGUCGGCGGCAAAAGAAAAGUCGGAAGCGUCGUUGUUAAGAGGGAACUGCUGUCCUGGAGCUUGAAAUCCACCCUACCCAAGCUUCUGAUUGUCGACUCGGGCAUCUAUGUAGAUGAUGCAAGAACCUUCGCUUUAUUUUUCCCCGUUCCUGGGGCCACGGUGGCCUCAGAACCGGCCAUGCGUGUGCCCUCGCGCGCGCGUCUCGCCUCUGGCUGUGCGCUUCUCGUCGUACACACUUCGAGGUAAUGUUCCACUUGUACAGACUUUGUAUUUGAUAAUUUGUAUUUCUGUAUAAAUAUUUAUCAGUAUUUGACAUACUUAUACAUAAAGGAUUUGCUGUGUUGUGCAUUAGUUGUGACAAUAAAGCCUGCUUUGAAAAAUG